GAUGGACACUAUUUUAUGUAAUACCAACAUGGACAAACAUGGUUAAAUCAUUUCACUUAAAUAACUUCACUUCAUAAGCAAAUUUUCCUGACCUGCAAUAAGAUUUACAAGUAAAACUUAUUGCUGCACAUAUUUCUGAUUUCAGAACAGGUCAAAUGAAAUGUAAUUAAAUGUAGGAGCAUCACAUCUGUGGAAAGUAUGACCCAGGCCUUCCCUUUGUAGUCAGAACUCGGAAAUUCCAAAGACAUUACAUACAUUGAGCUACAGAGGAAAUUCUUUAAAGCUCAGACUCCAAAACUGGAAUGACGUGCUUCACAAGACCAAGACUUUCAACUGGAAUGACAUGCUUUGGAAGAUCAGGAGUCAGUUUCAUCUUUUUAAAUCUCUUUUGAAAAACCCACUUUUUAAAAAUGGCUUUUUGGUAACCCUGGUCCUGUGCUGCCCGAGGUUAUUUUAGAUAUAGAUAUAGAUAUCCUGAUACACACUUUAUAUGACCUAAAAAUAAUAUAACCAAUAUAUAACCAAUAUGACCUAAAAAAAAAAAAAGAAAGUCACAGAAAGUCACAGAAAGUCACACAAAUGAUAUAUACGUUACAAGGAACAACAACAACAGGUGCACGGUGGAGCAUAGAAUUGUGACAGUGGAUGAAAGAAUUUAAUACUAGUGAUCACAGUGGUGACUGGGUCUGCUGGGAGCACUGCUGCUUGUUGUAAAGUCUACCGUGGAAUAUAUUUGUGUUGUGCUAGUCCCUCAAAAUAUUCUUCUUUUAAAGAAAAAAAACUCUCAUAGUGAAAAUAAACUCACUUAUUCCCUCCUGGUCAAUAUUAAGGCCUGUCGUUCUGCUAAGCUUCUGCAAACCAGUUAAACUACAUCUCUGCUUGGAUUCCAUGAAGGCUCAACCACGAGCCUAAAGCUAUAACUUGCAACACUGUGAAGCCCCAAUUCUCUGGUGGGACUUCCAUUCUAACCAUUCUAGUGCAUAGAUGGUUGUGUUUCGGCUCAGACCUAGAACUGCAUUCCACCGGACGCAGAAGGAUCAUUCACACAGAAAACACUGAGAACGUCCAGAGAUGAAUAAGUCAUCACAUGCCUGAGUCAAGAGAGGAUUUACCACUAAAGCCUGGUUUUACCAACAUUUUUUUCAAGGUAGUGUUGUGAAGAUCAUUUGGCGACGUUGUGUAACAUCCCCUUGGAAAUCUUGCUGUUACGAUGAAGAUCCUACAGUGGAGACAAACCCUGCUGCCCGUUGUAUGGCUUGUACCCAUUUCUGUCAUGUUGUGGUUUCACGUACAGGACAUGUCACGACAACAGAGAGCAUUGGAGAUGCUUCAGGUGCAGAAAGAGAGAAAGGAGAUGGUAAAAUCAGCCUGCAGUGAGGAUGAAAUCCUCCAAAUCAGCUCAUUCAGUUUAAAGCACUUAAUUGUGGAUGACGAUCAUGGCCUUCUCUACUGUUAUGUUCCUAUGGUGGCUACUACCCACUGGAAAGGUUUCAUGCUUUCUUUGAAGCACGGUGAGCCAUAUGCUGACCCCACAUCCAAGGCUUUGGGAAAUGUCCAUGACAAAUCAAGGCUCAGGACAUUAGACAUGUUCCCAAAAACAGAGAUAAAGGCAAAGCUGAUGCACUACACCAAGUAUUUCUUUGUUGGGGACCCAUUCAACCGUCUCAUCUCUGCCUUUCAAAAUAAAUUUGGGCAACCCAAGGAGUUGAUCUACGCAAAGUAUGGCAAACACAUUCUGCAGCACUACAACAAUGAAUCCAAUCUACCACAGACAGCAGUGGAGGCUUUUGAAUCAGGCAAACGGGUGUCAUUCAACAACUUUAUUCAAUUCCUGUUGGACCCAAAGACAAUGCAACCCUUCGACCCCCACUGGAGGCAGAUACAACAGCUGUGCCACCCUUGCCAAAUACAGUACGAUUUCAUUGGAUUUCAGGAGACUCUGGAUGAGGAUGCUGAACAGUUGCUCAGCAUCUUAAAGCUGACAAAAGACUUUAAGUUCCCCCAUGCUUAUAAAAACAUGACUUCUUCUGACUCUGUUUUGCAGUGGUUCAGCCAAGUUCCUCUAAAGGACAGAAGGAAGCUGUUCAUGCUCUAUGAGAAAGACUUCAAGCUCUUUGGCUACAGAAGGCCUGAUGAAUUGCUUGAUGGUUGAGAUGACAUUGUGAUGAUGUCAUUGUAACUACAAAAUUAGACUCAGAAACUACAGGCUGCACCAUUCCCACAGCACAUUCACACUACAUGUUGUAUUGUGGUCACCAGAGAAAAAUAUCACCAUACACAAUUCCACAAACCACCAAGAUGUUCAUAUUGUUAAUUAUUAAAGUAUCUCUACAAGUCA
This is a messenger RNA of Solea senegalensis (Senegalese sole), 2338 nucleotides long. RefSeq names its product carbohydrate sulfotransferase 12-like. Gene Ontology annotation, molecular function: sulfotransferase activity. Gene Ontology annotation, biological process: carbohydrate biosynthetic process; proteoglycan biosynthetic process. The coding region runs from base 1211 to 2152 and encodes 313 amino acids. The record is from RefSeq and is a predicted model, not a curated record. Lineage: Eukaryota; Metazoa; Chordata; Actinopteri; Pleuronectiformes; Soleidae. Gene Ontology annotation, cellular component: membrane. The transcript has 7 exons.